Messenger RNA from Rhizophagus irregularis DAOM 181602=DAOM 197198, 751 nucleotides. RefSeq lists its product as uncharacterized. The record is from RefSeq and is a predicted model, not a curated record. Lineage: Eukaryota; Fungi; Glomeromycota; Glomeromycetes; Glomerales; Glomeraceae.
UCGCAAUGUAAAAGUAAUGAUUAUUAUUAUUCUGAUAAAUGUAAUUGUUGCAUCGGGUGAUUUAUUAACCAUGCAUCAGUAUAUUAGAAUCAAUAAACCGAUAUACCCAAACAAUUUCUCUUUUUUUUCUUUCUUUCCAAUUAUGUCAAAUCCUUUUGAAUACAUUCGCAAUAGAGUACAACAACACAACAUUAAUCAACUUGCAAGAAUUUGUAACCAAGUAUCAAAAAAAUUUAGUGAUAUGCCUGCCAUUGUAAUCCAGUGGAAUAACGGCGGUUUUAAUGAUGUGCCCAUAUCACCCAAUAAUCGAAACGGUAUUGCUGGACAGAACAAAAAUGCAAUAAUCAACUUUUUGACAGCAAAUGGAGCAGUAAAUUAUCAUGAUACCGUUUUCUUGUUUAGAGAUGGUCCAGCACUUGCCACAUGUGAACAUAAUCUACCUCAAUGGGUCCGUCAUCAGACUGCAAUUCCUGAUGUAUGUACCGCAGCAAUUAGAGUUAAUUGUAUAACUGUCAAAGGUUUAUGUGGUGGAAGUCGAAUUGAAUUUGAACCUUUUGAUCAAGCGUUUAAUAGAUAAUUGUAACAUGAAAGGAUCAUAAAGAUGUAUUACAUUAUUAAUAUAUAAUUUCGUCAAAGCUAUAACAAAAUUUAUUUGCAUUAACAUCUUUAUGAGCUUAAAUAUAAAAAAACAAUAUUUUUUACAAUCUAAAUUUUCAAAUAUAGAGUAAACUUUAAAUGAUCAGAUGCGAUU